UCAGAUAUAAUAAAUUGUUUGUCGAGCGGAUCGUGGUCUGAUCGAAGGGACGGACUCAUCGCAUUACAACAUCUCAUCAACAACAACAGGAGUUUGAGUCGUCUGGAAGUAAAGAGAGUGACAGACAUCUUCUCUAGAAUGUUCCACGAUCCACACGGAAAGGUCUUCAGCGUCUUUCUUGACAGUCUCAUCCUCUUCAUCAACACCUACUACUCACAACUUUCCGACUGGCUCUACGUCCUCCUAACCAGGCUGCUCUCCAAAUCUGGGUCAGAUCUUCUCGGGUCAACGCAGGUCAAAGUUCAGAAAGCGCUCGAUGCCGUGAGAACUACAUUCUCUACUAGUCAGCAGUUCACGCUUCUUUGUAAAUUUCUCAUCGAUCAAACUCAGUCGCCCAACAUCAAGGUCAAAGUUUCGAUGUUGUUAUACUUGCAUAACCUGACCCAAUUAAUGGAUGCACCUGAUUUUUGCAACACGAGUGAUGUUAGGCUAGCAAUAUCGAGGAUCAUCACGUGGACUACUGAGCCGAAGAGUGUUGACGUCAGGAAGGCAUCUCAAGCAGUUCUGCUCUCCCUGCACUCUCUCAACCCCAUGGAGUUCCAAGUCAUCAUGUCUGUCCUUCCUAAGACUUUCCAGGAAGGAGCUGAAAGAAUUCUACAGAGUCGUCACCAUCAUCAUCAUCCACACUCCGGACAUUCGAGCGAGUCCCAGUCAUUGAAGGAUCCACUGAGUCCGGUGUCUGGCGGAAGUGGUGGUGGUGCAGCAACAAACGCCGCCUCAUCUUCCACGACAUCAUCGUCAACCUUAACGACAACCACGGCGACAGCGAUGAACGCAGACGACGUCUACAAUUCCAUCCGUCAGACCUCGCAGGACAUCCACUCAUUCGUCCACCACCCUCACUCCUCUCACCACCAGCAUCAUCAUCUCCCCGUAAAGUCCAUCAGCCUAGCGAGCACUCGCACCCUGCCCACCACUCUCUCCAUCGAAAGCCGAAUUCCUUCAUUCCUCCAGAACCUUCCAGAUGUUGACAUCGUGGCGAAGCUGGCGACGGGCGGUGGAAGGGACGGACGUGAAUGCAAUGGAGCCAUACAGAGCUGGGUUUACCAGACAACCAUGAUGUCAGUUGCUUCCAUCCUCCAGACGCUUUCACACCACAACGAACAAAACGAGCAGAGGAAGUCAUGUUUGCUGCAGUUGAUGAAGAAGUGUCGCGAGGAGACGUCGGAAACUUGGGAUGAAUAUUUCGAUACCACGCUACUCGUCCUGCUGGAAACGCUCACUGACGUUGACGGCAGCAUAAGGGCCCUCUCUUUAAGGGUUCUAUCUGAAUUUCUGAGGUGUCAUGCUCCGAGGUUUCAGGAGUACGUGGAACUGACUGUGGUGAGAUCCCUCGAGGCUCAUAAGGACCCUGUCAAGGAGGUGACAAGAGCAGCGGAGGAGUGCAGCAGUUUGUUAUCGCGGAUCAUCCCUCCGGCACGCACGCACACCAUCCUCUCACCGCUCAUCGAGUCAGACGACUAUCCCAUCAACUUGGCGGCUAUCAAGAUGGUCAAUCAGAUCGUCGAAGAAGCCGAUAUGUCCAUUGUCGUCGAUAUGCUGCCCUAUCUUACUCCAAGUCUCUUGAAGGCCUAUGAAAACCAGCAAAGCAGUGUACGCAAAUCGAGUGUUGUAUGUCUGGUGUCAAUUUAUAUGAGUGUCGGUGAGCAGUUGAGACCCUACCUGCAAGAUCUCCAUGGCAGCAAGGUAAAGUUGUUGAACGUGUACAUCAAGCGAGCCCUGGAUCAACAGGGAGCGAGUAGUUGCACCACGUCGAAAACGUCAUCACCCACUUCCGUCGUUGAAGCAUGA
Messenger RNA from Helobdella robusta, 1851 nucleotides. RefSeq lists its product as hypothetical. Gene Ontology annotation, cellular component: cytoplasmic microtubule; mitotic spindle; microtubule organizing center. The annotation marks the transcript as partial. Gene Ontology annotation, biological process: mitotic spindle assembly. The record is from RefSeq and is a predicted model, not a curated record. Gene Ontology annotation, molecular function: microtubule binding. Lineage: Eukaryota; Metazoa; Annelida; Clitellata; Rhynchobdellida; Glossiphoniidae. The transcript is spliced from 12 exons.